Molecule: messenger RNA, 1221 nt
Organism: Penicillium cataractarum
Lineage: Eukaryota; Fungi; Ascomycota; Eurotiomycetes; Eurotiales; Aspergillaceae
Product: 1-aminocyclopropane-1-carboxylate deaminase/D-cysteine desulfhydrase
Exons: 1
Coding region: 1-1221 (406 amino acids)
Molecular function (GO): D-cysteine desulfhydrase activity
Source: RefSeq, a predicted model, not a curated record
AUGAGGCCCAGGAUACCCACUCAACUGCCCCCGCCCUUCAACCAACUGCCUCGGUACCCCAUUCUAUACCAUGAACCUUCUCCAAUUCACCCCCUCCCCACACUCAGCCAAAUAAGCACCAGAAUCCCCCACGCCGACUCCUCCCCGAGAAUCUGCAUCUUCGCCAAACGCGAAGACCAGAGCUCCCCGCUCGCCUGCGCAGGGAACAAAUACCGCAAACUAGAAUACCUCGUCCCAGACAUCUUCUCCCCAACACCGACAUACCACUACCAUGAAUCCCAUCCAACAAAUCAAACCCUCCAGGGCCCAGCAACAAUUCUCGUCACGGAAGGUGCCCUCCAAAGCAACCACACCGUCCAAGUAACCGCCCUCGCACGAAAACUAGGCUUGAAAGCCCUGGUCCUACUUAACCGCGACACGGGCAGUGGGUACAAAACCAGUUCCUCGCCCGAUCACUUCGCCCAACUAGGAAAUGUGCAAAUCAACAAACUUCUCGGCGCGGAAAUACGCAUGUACAACGCAGACGACCCCGAAGCUACAGAUGCCCAGCCCGUCCUGGAAGAACUACGAAAAUCAGGUCAAAGACCCUACUGGAUUCCCGGCGGCGCAAGUCUACAUCACCUAGGAGGUCUAGGCUACGCCCGAGCCGCCUUUGAAAUCGCCGAACAAGAGUCUGAAUGCCGACUCGGCGGCUCCGGCCUCUUCGAUUUUAUUUUCGUCGCCUGCGGGAGCGGAAGUACCGUUGCCGGAUUAAUAUCUGGGUUCAAAUUAGUUGACAGUCUUCGAAUGGGCUCCGGCGAUAACUGGCCCCGCGGACCACGGAAUAUUAUUGGCAUUCUGAACUCGCCGACUAGACCACGAGCGUAUCAUGAAGAGCGGGUGCUUCGGUUUGCGAGAACGGCGGGACAGCUUAUUGGUCUGUUUAAUUCCGAGCGGGAAAUUACCAUGGAUGAUGUGCAUUUGGAUGAUCGGUUUGUUGGGGAAGGGUAUGGAGUUAUCGACGAUGAGACGCGCAAGGCAUUGUCUAUGAUGGCAGAGACGGAAGGGAUUUUGUUGGAUCCGGUGUAUACGGCCAAGGUUGCGGCGGGGAUGAUGCAUUGGGCACAAAGUGAGGAGAUGAUAAAGUAUGCCGAGAAAAAUAGGUUGGGAGAGGUAAAUGUCUUGUUCAUUCAUACUGGUGGGCAAGCUGCGCUAUCGGCAUACUUUGACCGGGUCGUCUAA